AUGACAGAGCAAGCUACAGGGUAUGAUCCAGAUCAACCAGUGGUGGUGCUGCUAACCGGACUCGCGCCCAACCAACAUUGGACGGCAGCGGCUGGUUUUAUUGCAGAUGCUGCAUGGCACUUUACGCACCGUUGCCGGACGACUGUGGUUGUCCUGGUUGCUCGAGGUACGAUGGAUACCCCGGUGAACACGAAUGUGUUCCAUGGUGCCCGAGUAACGGAUCUCCGGCAAGCGCUAGAAUUUCUGCACUCUUGCUUGGAGGGAGCCACAGGCCGCACACCGAAAGUGUUCGCUGCCGGUUACUCAAUGGGCGCCAUCAUCUUGGCAAACUAUUGUGGCCACUUCAGCGAAAAGCCGCUGUUGGCUGGUGCUGUACACUUCUCCGGGCUUCAUGAUGCUGCAGCUUGCCAAAAGCUCAGCCUCGGCUACCACGAGCUGGAAGGACGCCCAUGCCGCGUGCCGUGCUUCAUGCGGUCGCGAGCACUUGUACCUAGACUUCAGAGAAGUCUGAGAGUUUCCAGGAGUUUCGGCACAAGGCAAUCCAGCAUCUACAGGCUGCAGAAGCCCCCCCAGCGUGAGCAGGUUCCCAAGGAUGCAUGGGACAAGCCGACAAGCUUGCCGUCGAAGAGUAUCCUGACAGGGAUGCUUGCCUUCCUCGCUGGCGCGACGAAUGCAAUCGUUUUCACAAAAUACAAAUGCUACUCGAAUAUGAUGACUGGAAAUAGUAUCAUGGUCGGGGAAGGCUUGGCAACAUUACACUGGGCCAAGUUUGCGUUUGUCUCCAGCAUGGUCGGGCACUAUGUCGCAGGAGUCGCCAUCUUCCGUUUGCUCGACUCGAAGCUGGGCCUUCGCAGAGUCAUUGUGACAGCGCCGCUGGUCCUGCUGCUUUACCUUGCGGCUGAUGCUUGGUCUGGGCGAUUCGAUACAAUUUGGCACGUGCCUCUGCUGGCGCUUGCUGCUGGUUUAGCAAACGCCUUUUCCUCGAGCACUCAAACCGUGGUGACCAACAUGCUGACUGGCCACUGGAACACUAUUGGCAACUUCCUGGGCGAUCUUAUGUCUGGCAAGGGAGCGAAAGGGCGGUCGGCCGCCAAACGAAGCCUAGGCAUCACCACCACGCUGCUCCUGGGAGUUGUGGCUGGCGCGACUUUGAUGGAGCAUGGCGUCAACCCCAGGCAGGUUCCUGACGCGAGGUUUUGGUGGCUGGGUGCAGCGUAUGCCUGUGUCUUCGCUUGGUACGACGGUGACUUCGUAUCUGUCUUCAACGGCUACGAUGGUGUUCUGGACUAUUACAGAGACUUGAGCCUUGCUGCCGAUGACAAAUGGAGAAAAGUCAGUAUUCCACUCUUGGCCGUUGCAGCCCGAGAU
This is a messenger RNA of Effrenium voratum, 1368 nucleotides long. NCBI's taxonomy places the organism in Eukaryota, Dinophyceae, Suessiales, Symbiodiniaceae. The record is from the annotation of a GenBank genome assembly.